AUGAAUUUCAGUCUGUUUUCCACUCAAAGCCUUACAAACGACAGAAAUCAGCAUUGGAGCAGCAACUUUUCAAGUUCCUGGGUGCUCUCUACCCCCCCGAGGACUGUGACGUCAUGUACUGCACAAGACAUUGUUAAAUUUCUUAUUUCUAAGGAUAACUCAGGUAGAACUGUGGUUCACUUGCUCUCGUGCUCUAAAAGGGAUUGUGGUUGUCCGAAACGCUUAGCAGCGGGGUCAGUUGACUCCACUCUCGGUCGCUUGAGAGCUAUUUUCAAUAAGCUGGGGCACGCUAACGACUCCAACCCUGUUGCCCAUCCCCUAGUUAAGGAUUACUUCAAGUUUGUUAGGGAAGAGCAGGCAGCUUUGGCUAUUAUGCCUUCUCAAGCGGUCCCAUUAUUUUUCGGGAAAUUUCAGCGGUUAAUUGCUCAUCUCCCGGAUUUGUGCUCCAGCAGCCUAUCCCUUUCUAGCGUGGGUAAAUACAUCCUUGUAAGAGAUGCUACCUUUUUCAUUGUGGAUUUUUUCACCGGUGAUAGGGCUUCGGACCUCAACCUCCUUCAAUCUUGUAACGUGUUUCGGUUAAGAGACCGGGAGGGUUUUUUGCUUAGAUUUACCCUCACCAAG
Porites lobata is the source of this 621-nucleotide messenger RNA. The record is from the annotation of a GenBank genome assembly. NCBI's taxonomy places the organism in Eukaryota, Metazoa, Cnidaria, Anthozoa, Scleractinia, Poritidae.